AUAAAAUAUCAACAAAAAAAAAUUAUACACUACAACAGUACAUUACGAUGACAGCUACCUUGCAAUCAACUGUGAAUGCCCAGGCUUCAGGUCUUAUGACCGCACAAAAGAUCAACUGUUUAAGAGCGGACUUCCACCAGAAAAGAAACUCGUAUAAGGCUGAGAAGCGCUUUGUAAAUGAGAGACGCCUACAAAUUGGAUCCACUGCCGUUGUUUCGAAAGCCUUUGACAGGCGCCUAGGAUGUUACGUGGCUUUGAAACGUAUGGAGAUCGAGAGAUAUAUUAACGCUAACAAGAAAGAGUUUCAUAUCGGCAAAGCAAUGGGUCAGCACCCGAAUGUUGUUACCACUUACGAAAAACUCUUCAUAAAUAAACAAGUUUGCAUUGUCAUGGACUGCCUUGACGGAGGAGACUUAGUGGAUAUACUUGCAGACCGCGAGGCAGGCUUUGAUCAUCAAGAGUUUCUGACAUUCGCUCGUCAGCUGGCAGCCGGUCUGUCCCACAUACACAGCAAAGGGGUUGCACAUCGAGAUAUAAAGUCUGAUAACAUAUCUGUAAGCACAAAAGAUGGACAGGCUAAAAUUUUGGACUUCGGAGAGAGUCAAUUUGUUUCUGAACCCAUGGUCUCCCUCAAGAGUGGUACUUUGCCUUAUAUGGCGCCCGAACUUGUAUCUGCGAUAGAAGAGUGUCGUGGCCAGUACAAUGUGGGGGAUGUUGAUCUAGACCUCAUGAAAACUGAUGUCUGGUCUAUGGGUAUCACGUUUUACUCGAUGUACACAUCUCAAAUACCUUUUGGUUGUGCGAGUCUGCAAGAUUCUGGCUUUAGGAAUUAUUUGCAAAGGCACGUGUUCGGUGCACCUGGAGUGUGGGCAGCAGUUGACGAAGACAUCAAAAUACUGUUGGAGAAUAUGUGCGAACCUGAUCCUGAGCUACGUUGGUCUAUGGAUAUGGUUGUGAAAUAUCUUAACGAGUUAUGUAAACGUGAGAGUCACAAAUAGAUUCUAAUAGUUAAUCGAAUAAAAUAAUAGUAGAAACAUACACCG
Molecule: messenger RNA, 1043 nt
Organism: Sphaeroforma arctica JP610
Lineage: Eukaryota; Ichthyosporea; Ichthyophonida
Product: serine/threonine protein kinase
Exons: 1
Coding region: 48-998 (316 amino acids)
Biological process (GO): mitotic DNA damage checkpoint signaling; protein phosphorylation
Cellular component (GO): nucleus
Molecular function (GO): ATP binding; protein serine/threonine kinase activity
Source: RefSeq, a predicted model, not a curated record